Haliotis rubra (blacklip abalone) is the source of this 864-nucleotide messenger RNA. Its product is annotated as extracellular matrix protein A-like. The coding region runs from base 1 to 864 and encodes 287 amino acids. The transcript has 4 exons. The record is from RefSeq and is a predicted model, not a curated record. Lineage: Eukaryota; Metazoa; Mollusca; Gastropoda; Lepetellida; Haliotidae.
AUGUCCAAUAAGAAAGAAGAAAGAGACGCCACUCCAGGGAGCAAUAAACGCCUGUUAUUGGAUGAAGGCCACACUCCAGCUAUAUGUCGUCGAUGCAUCUGUGACAACCAUCAUAUUGCUGUAGACACCUGUGACAACCAUCAUAAUGCUGUGGACACCUGUGACAACCAUCCUAAUGCUGUGGACACCUGUGACAACCAUCCUAUUGCUGUGGACACCUGUGACAACCAUCCUAUUGCUGUAGCCAUCUGCGACAACCAUCAUAUUGCUGUGGACAUCAGUGACAACCGACCUAUUGCUGUGGACGCCUGUGACAACCAUCAUUUUGCUGUGGACACCUGUGAAAACCACCCUGUUGUUGUGGCUGUCUACAUCUGUGACAACCAUCGUAUUGCUGUGGACGCCUGUGACAACCAUCAUAUUGCUGUAGAUACCUGUGACAACCAUCCUAUUGCUGUAGACAUCUGUGAGAACCAUCAUAUUGCUGUGGACACCUGUGACAACCAUCCUAUUGCUGUGGACAUCUGUGACAACCAUCCUAUUGCUGUGGACAUCUGUGACAACCAUCCUAUUGCUGCAGACAUCUGUGACAACCAUCCUAUUGCUGUGGACAUCUGUGACAACCAUCAUAUUGCUGUGGACAUCUGUGACAACCAUCCUAUUGCUGUAGACGUCUGUGACAACCAUCAUAUUGCUGUGGACACCUGUGACAACCAUCCUAUUGCUGUGGACGCCUGUGACAACCAUCGUUUUGCUGUGGACACCUGUGACAACCAUCCUGUUGUUGUGACUGUCUGUGAGAACCACCCUGUUGUUGUGGCUGUCUUUGUGAUGAACAGCAGCUUGAAUGUAAAACGACCUUGA